UAUUAACAACAAACGUCAUUUAAAGGGGGAGAUGGCUGUCACGUGGUCCAGUUAGCUUCCUGUUUACCGCCUGUCGUACUUUGAGACUUGUACACACAUUGCAACACAAGUCUUCACUACAGCUCGACAACAACAUAAGUAUUAUUAAGAUCCUGCAUGCACGGCAUUUACUUCUGUUUAACUGUAAUCUGUUUCCUGUCAUGAUAGUGGUUACCAGGGAGAUAUGAAGACGUGACAUUUAAGGGAACGUGAGCAGGCCGGGAAGGAUCCUGGAGAUUUCCUGACUGUAGCUGGCUGGAGUUUGGUUACCUGGUGCGGAGAGCCGGCUGCUACUUCACCUCAUGUCAGAACGGCAAACAAAACAGUGGUAAUGUGGUGGAGGACUACAAAGGCCUGAAACUGUGUCAGAUUAGUUUUCGAGGGUUUGGGGUUAGUGGAAACGUUCAGCCUACGCCUGGGAAGCUAAACUAAUACACUUGCAGCAGCAGCCGUGCUGUGUGUGGCUGGCUGAAGGCUUCUGUUUUGAGAGUGGAGCAGCUUGCCGGUGCCCUGAAUUCAGGAAGACUCCCCGGCUCGGGCCCCCUCAAGCGGGCAGUCAGGAAGAAGCUGGCUGGGAAGGGAUGGCCUGGUCGGUCUUCCCGAUCCAAAGGACAAGGCUCUGCGGUGUUUGAAGGAGGUCGAGUUCGGCUAGAGGCCACCGCCGCGGGUCGACGCGCCAUGAUGGCCGCCUCUUCCUCCUCCGCGGCCGGCGGCUUCACGGCGUCCGGGCUGUCGGUCAGAAAGAGCGAGGAAAUAGCGGAUUUGAUAGAUUUGUUCUCUAAAACACAGUACAGAGCAAAGGAAAUCACUCCUCGGGUGGAGGCGAUAGAGAAGCGUUGUCUGGAGUUAUUUGCCAGAGAUUACAAGUACAGUGUCAUCCACAACUCCAAUGGAGAAGUGUGUGGCCAUUACCCUCGGCAGAUAGUUUUCCUGGAGUAUGAAUGUACAGAUGGCGAGACUGACAGGUUUGAGAGCACAGUACAGAUCAGUAAGCUGCAAGACCUGGUGAACCGUAGUAAGUUGGCCCGCUGCAGAGGGAGGUUCGUCUGUCCCGUCAUCCUCUACAAUGGCAAGCAUAUUUGCCGGUCGUCCACUCUAGCAGGCUGGGGGGAGCUGUAUGGACGCACAGGCUACAACUACAUCUUCUCAGGAGGCAGUGAUGACACAUGGACAGAGUCAGAGGAGGUUCCAGAGGAUGACAGUGCAGUCAGGAAUGGUGACUCCCAGCUCUUUGAUAAGGUUCGAGGCCAUGACAUUAAGCUGCUACGUUACCUCUCGGUUCGCUACAUCUGUGACCUGAUGGUGGAGAACAAGAAGGUUAAGUUUGGCCUAAAUGUGACAUCCUCUGAAAAGGCGGACAAGGCCCAACGCUACGCAGACUUCACUUUGCUUUCUGUGCCUUAUCCAGGGUGUGAAUUUUUUAAGGACUACAAAGACAGAGACUACACAGCCGAAGGUCUGGUGUUCAAUUGGAAUCAGGUACAGAGUGUAUUCAGUCUGUGAUUAUA
This is a messenger RNA of Lates calcarifer (barramundi perch), 1547 nucleotides long. RefSeq names its product myotubularin-related protein 14. NCBI's taxonomy places the organism in Eukaryota, Metazoa, Chordata, Actinopteri, Centropomidae. Gene Ontology annotation, molecular function: phosphatidylinositol-3-phosphate phosphatase activity. The record is from RefSeq and is a predicted model, not a curated record. The transcript is spliced from 8 exons. Bases 718 to 1542 code for a protein of 274 amino acids.